GUGCCAUAAGAUUUGCUUCAAAUUUUUUAAUGCUUCAAUCUGUGUUGGAUUUGGAGAAUGAACUUCGACUCUUUGUUGCUUCAUCUGAAUGGAGGGGUUUUGAUUAUUGUAAGACCGAAUCAGGUAAAAGGGUCACUGAAAUUGUUCAGAGUGAUUUUUGGGCUAGAGGAAGGGAGGUUAUAAAAACCAUUGAGCCAUUGGUUCGAGUUCUUCGUUUGGUUGAUGGUGAUGGAUCUACUGCUGGUUACUUAUAUGAAGCAAUGACGAGGGCAAAAGUUGCAAUCAAAGAAAGAUGUAAUAGUGAGGCAAGCAAGUAUGAGAGAAUUUGGGAAUUGUUUGAGAAUCGUCGGGUCAACAACAUCAUUCAUCCUAUACAUGCUGCAGCUGCCUUUCUCAAUCCAGCUUACUUUUGCUCACAAAAUUUUAGAGAGGAUAGGGAGAUGAAAGAUGGCAUCAAUUUCAUUCAUGAAAACCUGCUUCUAAUAGAAGAAAAGCAUCCAUUUAUGAGAGAGGUUCAGUUGUAUCGUAGUAGGCCAGCUACCUUAUUUACUGCAACGGCAAAAACGAUGUUACAAACAAGUCAUCCUCGAAUAUGGUGGGAUUACAAUGGGGAUGAUCUUCCUGUGCUCAAGAAGUAUGCCAUUCGAAUUCUGAGUCAACCUUGUAGCGCUUCAUCAUGUGAGAGAAAUUGGAGUGCCUUUGAAGCUGCUCAAACAAAAAAAAGGAAUAGGUUGUCACAUGAAAUGCUAGACACACUUGUGUAUGUGAGGAUGAACACGAUGAUGAUGGAUAAAUUCACUUCCACGAUGAGUCGUGACUUGGAACCUAUAGAUCUUGAGAAAUUGGGAGAGCUUCCAGACUAUGAAUAUGAAGAAAUUCAUAUGGACGAAGAUGCUAAUUCCACACCAACAGUUGAGGGUUACAUGGAUGACUUAAUGGAUAAUGAUGACAUUGCUUGGUUGGACGAUGCUCUUUUUUGAGUUGUUAUUGACUUAUUGUUGUUUAUGUACUU
This is a messenger RNA of Pistacia vera, 1012 nucleotides long. RefSeq lists its product as uncharacterized. NCBI's taxonomy places the organism in Eukaryota, Viridiplantae, Streptophyta, Magnoliopsida, Sapindales, Anacardiaceae. The transcript has 2 exons. Gene Ontology annotation, molecular function: protein dimerization activity. The record is from RefSeq and is a predicted model, not a curated record. Bases 30 to 980 code for a protein of 316 amino acids.